AUGUCGGCCGCGGCCUGGGCCUCGCCUGCGGCCGGGAGCCCGGGCUGCGGGCCCGGCGGGCGGGCGGCCGGCGGGCCGGGCCGGGCGGCCUCGUCGCUCGCUGCGGCCGCCGCCGCCGCCGCCGCCGCGGGGCCCGCCUCCCGCCGCCGGAGCCGGGGCCGGGGCUGCGGGGCCGCGGGCCGGCCGGGGGCGGAGGGCGGCCGGGCGGGGGCCGCGGAGUCAGCCCCGCCUCGGGCCGGGCGCGGCGGGCGGGAGGCCUGGCCGGCCGCGGCGGGCCUCCGGAGCCUGGAGCCGGCGGGAGCGGCGGCGGCGCGGGCGGGCGACUGGCCGGCCGCGCUCGGGGCGCUGCGGCCUCCGCCUCCUCGGCGUCGUCGUCGGGGCUCCGGCAGCGGACGCGGCGCCCGGCGGCUCGGCUCGGCUCGCUCUCAAAAUGGCGGCGGCGUGAAAUGUCACAUCCGCAUGGGGGGCCCGAGAGCGAGCGAGCGAGAGAGCGGAGAGCGGGCGGGAGGCGCAGGGAGCGGGCGGGCGGGCGCCGAGCAGGAGGGCGGAGCGGGAGCAGGAGGGCGGAGCAGAGGGGGCGGAGCAGGGAGCGGCCCGCCCGCCGCCGCCGCCGCCGCCGCCGCCUCGGCCCGCCCGCCGGGCUCCGGCUCCCGCUCCGGCCGCACCGCGGCCCGCGUGUCCCCCACGUCCCCAGCGCCAGCCGGCCCUGGCCCGGGUGCCUGCCCCUGA
Hyaena hyaena (striped hyena) is the source of this 729-nucleotide messenger RNA. RefSeq names its product spidroin-2-like. The coding region runs from base 1 to 729 and encodes 242 amino acids. NCBI's taxonomy places the organism in Eukaryota, Metazoa, Chordata, Mammalia, Carnivora, Hyaenidae. The transcript is spliced from 2 exons. The record is from RefSeq and is a predicted model, not a curated record.